Molecule: messenger RNA, 381 nt
Organism: Globicephala melas (long-finned pilot whale)
Lineage: Eukaryota; Metazoa; Chordata; Mammalia; Artiodactyla; Delphinidae
Product: large ribosomal subunit protein eL22-like
Biological process (GO): cytoplasmic translation
Cellular component (GO): ribosome
Molecular function (GO): structural constituent of ribosome; RNA binding
Source: RefSeq, a predicted model, not a curated record
AUGGCACCCAGUAGAAAGUUUGUGGCAAAGGGGGGCAAAAAAAAAGAACAGAUCCUGAAGUUUACUCUUGACUGUACCCAUCAAGGUAGAAUCACGGAUGCUGCCAAUUUUGAGCAGUUUUUUCAGGAGAGAAUCAAAGUGAAUGGAAAAGCUGAGAAUCUUGGUGGAGGUGUUGUAACAAACGAAAGAAGCAAAAGCAAGAUUACUGUAACUUCUGAGGUAGCUUUUUCCAAAAGGUAUUUGAAAUAUCUCACCAAAAAAUAUUUGAAGAAGAAUAACCUAUGUGAUUGGUUACACGUAGUUGCUAACAGCAAAGAAAGUUACGAACUGCAUUACUUUCAGACUACUCAAGAUGAAGAAGAGGAGGAAGAUGAGGAUUAA